AUGUUUAUAACCUGUGCUAGUAUUCCAAGAGCAAGCCUUUUCAUGGCUCCAGAGCUGACCUUUAAAUCUGAGGAUAAAAAUGAUGCUCAAUUCAUGGCUUGUCAGGUAAAGAGGAGCUGGAGCACUUGGGAAAGGGGAAAAAGUGAAGCAGGCCUUUGCUUCAGCCAGAGGGUAGUGACUGUUCAGAAAGGGCCUCUUUACCGGGUGAGAGGUUACAACAUCACCAUUGCAUGCAAUGUGAGUGGCUACCAGGGUCCCUUGGAGCAGAAUUUCCAGUGGUACAUUUACCUGCCCUCUGCCCCAAAUCAAGAAAUACAGAUCAUCAGCACCAAGGACCCCUCCUUCUUUUAUGCCAAGUAUGCACAGCGUGUCCGGAGCAAAGAGAUCUAUGUGGAGAGGCUCCAAGGAGAUUCUGUCCUGCUGCACAUCACUGAGCUCCAGGACCAGGAUGCCGGAGAGUACGAGUGCCACACGCCCAACACCGACGAGAGGCACUUUGGGAACUACAGCGCCAAGAUGCACCUAUCGGUGAUUCCAGACACUCUCUCGGCCAGUAUGAGCCCCCAGACUCUGGACCAAAUGGAAGGAGAUCCACUGGAGCUUACAUGCGAGGUUUCAAAAUCUACUGCUCAGCACACCCACCUGUCUGUUGGCUGGUACCAGAUAGCCAGAGAUGGUCAAGUCAUGGAAAUCCUUUCCCUAUCCAAGGACUUUGUGCUGUCUCCAGGAUCUUCUUACAGGCAGAGGUUUUUGUCAGGGGACGUGCAGCUGGGCAAGAUCGGAGACACCACAUACAAGCUCUCCAUCAGCACAGUGAGACCCUCUGACCAGGGCCAACUGUACUGCGAGGCAGUGGAGUGGAUUCAGGACCCUGAUAAGACAUGGAAAGAUAUUUCUCGGAAACAAACCGAACAGACAUUGCUGACUGUCACAAGCCUUGAGAGGGACUUCCAUGUCAGUGCUGCUGCUAGUGAAAGUUCCCUUGCUGAAGGGAUGCCGUUGCAGUUAAAUUGCCUUGUGAAUUCACAGAACAGCAAGGACAGAUGGUUCCAAGUAAUUUGGCUCUUUAAAGGAGUAGAGGUAGCCAGAAUUGACCCAAAUGGGGUACUUGUCUUGAAGAAUGAGUAUGAAGAGAGAGCUAGAUUGGGACAGCUCCAACUGGUCAAGAAAAGCAGUGAAAUGCAUGUCUUCAAUAUCUAUCAGGUAGGGCUGAAGGAUAAAGGCACGUACAGCUGCGAAGUUUCAGAGAAGGAAAAGACGCCUACAGGUUUCCUCACCAUCCGCUCUAAGCCAUCACCAGGCACUGAUGUCAAUGUGAAGCCAAUAGAAAGCAACCUGCAAGUGUCUGUGUUCAGCAAUGCGAAGCAAAUAUGGGAAGGAGACACUUUGAUCUUUCGCUGUGAAGUAAGCGGAGCGAAAUACCCUUUGUCCGUGAACUGGUGGCAUCUGAAAAAGAGCAGAGAUCAGGCAGAACUUGUAGCUGGUAUGGACCGGGAUGGCAAACUGAGCCUGGGCCCCUCCUUCCAGGAGCACAGUGCUCAGGAGAACCUCAGACUAGAAAGGGUGGGUCCUACCACGUUCAUCUUGGCCAUAUACAAGAUUUCAGCUAUCAGUGACGGAGGACCUUAUAAAUGUGAAGUGACAGAGUGGCAUACUGACAGAAGCUGGAAACAGGCCCAAGAAACCUCUGUAGUGGUUAAUCCUCUCAAUUUGACUGCUGUGCUGACAGCCCGAACAGCAACCAUCAAAUUGACGCAAGAUUUUGAACUCUUCUGCACCGUCUCUGUUGCUGACAAAGCACCAGUAUCUGUCACUUGGCAAUUUCUUCCCACCACAGAGAAGGGCAGCUAUCAGCAACUAGUCAAACUCAUGCCUGAUGGCACCAUCAAAUGGGGAACUACCACACCGCACUUUCAGAGGAAGACCAAACUCUCAAAAUCUACAUCUUCUUUCCAGCUUGUAAUCCACAGUGCCACAGAGCAGGAUGAGGGGAGAUACAGGUGUGAUGCAGAAGUCUGGAGGAAAAGCUCACCCCCAGCAGGACUUCCAGCUGCUGCAGUGAUGUCUAAUGCCGUGGCAAUAAAGGUUAAUCCACCAGAAAGCAAGCUAGAACUAGACACACAGAAAAAAUCCCUAGACAUCUCUGGAAGCACAGCUGCAGAAAUCGAAUGCAGAGUCCUAUCACAGACCCAGAGGGAUUCUCAGUUAACAGUCGCCUGGUACUUCCUACAACCUCCUCCAGCAGAUGCAGCCCCACUCCAGAUCAUGAGGACCAACCUCAGCAACAUUAUUGACUAUGGGACAGAGUUCAGCUCUCCACGGCAGAAAUCCAGAUUCUACAGUGAGAGGGUCUCUAAUGACCUAUUCAGGCUACAUAUUCUGUCUGUGAAUCAUGGUGACCAUGGCAGGUAUUACUGUGUUGUGGAGGAGUGGCUCUGGCUGGCUGGUAGUGGCUGGUACAAAUUUGGAGAGAAGGAAUCAGAGAAGACCACACUGGAAUUCAAGCUUUCAGAAAAUAAACUGCAUGUUGAAAAAACAAACCACACCAUCUCAUCUACAGAAAAUGAGGAUGUGACUAUGAACUGCAUUGCGCAGAGCUCAAACCAACAAGCAUCUCUCUUGUCUGUUGUCUGGUUUUACAAGUCCAAACACUCUGGGGGAAAACCCCUUGUGAAGGUGCAUCCCAAAGGCAUGGUGGAGAUUGUCGAGGAGAAUAUGGCAGGGAGGCUGCAGUUCCUCCGCCCAUCCUCUGGUGACUUCAGUCUCGUGAUGAGGAAUGUGGAGCUGGGUGACAGUGGUGUGUACUACUGCCAGGUGCAAGAAUGGCAGUACAAGAACAGCAAUGGAGCGUGGGUUCAGCAGGCCUUGGAGCUGUCGGGGUACACAAGUAUGACAGCACUUCCUCCAGAUGCUAACCUGCAGGUGCAUACGAGAGACUCAGCAGUUGUGCUACAAGAGGGCUGGGAGGAAGACAUCCACCUAGACUGCAAUUUCACUUCCAAGCUGAACAGCAAUAGCAGCACCGCCUUCUCUGUCAAGUGGUGGAGAGUGACUGGAGCAGGAAGGGAAGAACUAGUCAGUAUAAACCACAGCUCUGUGUUUCAGUAUGGCCCUGCCAUCAACAGCAGUGUCAGGACCCGGCUGAGGUUUGAGAGGCCCGGGAAGCUGCAAUAUAGGCUGAUGCUGCUGAAGCCUGAGGUGUCUGACAGCGGUGAUUAUUACUGUCAUGUGGAGUUGUGGAUGCUUGGUCCUAGGAGAGUCUGGUAUAAAAGGAGUGAAAGGCACUCAGGAAACAACACUGUGUUGAUUCUACCAUCAGAGUCUACAGUUUCUUCCAGGAUCUGUUCGUCACCAUCACUGCUGCAUUUCAUCCUAAGUUUGCCUCUGAUUCUGUUCCUUAUCUUGACUGCUGCUCUACUGUACCUGUAUGUCAAAUUCAGGCAGACUAACAAAUCACCUAUCCCAUCAAAGGAAGAAAGAAGCCUGUGGGUGGAAAUGGAAACGCCUGAAGACGCCAUGGCAGUGUAUUCUAGUCACAAUAACGAAUGCAGUAACAAUCAGAGGGAGGAAGAGUUGAGUAAGCUGAAGGAGGGUGAGAUGGAGUGAGAGCUCGGGGUGGUCUAUGUUGUGCAUCACUACAUGGUAUGACCCCUUCAAUAUGCAUGUUUCCAUUGUAUCACCUUCCAGUGGAAAAGCCAGAGAGUGACAUGGACUGGACUGGCUGGCUCAGGGAACAGGAACCUGAGUUAUAGUGCUUUUUGUUUCUCUAUCUGCCUAGCUACCCAUAUAUCUUUAUGUUGCUAUCUGUUCAGUAUUCCUCUCCGGCUUGUACUGUCCAAAGGCUGGUGCUACUUGUAAGCCACGUGGGGCUGGAGCUGCCUGUGCUUCUAAAGGGCUGAGCACGUAGCAUGUAACAAAUGAAGAAACUGAGCUACCCCAGAGCCCUACUGGCAGUAUUUCUGCUGCUGUGGAGCUCAUAAUGGGCUGCACUGAGUCUUUGGAAAGCAGUGUUCACAGCCAGUCAGGCAUGCUCCUGGUUAUGCAGCACAAGACAGAAGUGCGAGAUCCCAGUGGCCUUAACCAAAUAUUGAGCACAUCUAACUUCUCUGUUGACUGAAUGGACACAAUGAGCCCACAGAACUGUGAUCUUGGGAUACUCCCCUCAUAUGAGUGGUGGUGCCUGCUCUACUGGCAGUAAUCCUGCAAUUCCCUGCACUACAGCUCCUGUCAAUUCUUACUGGAGUGGAAUCAACAGGUCUUCGUUGUUAUAAUAGUCCCCUUAAAACUGCAUUCUUCAAACCACACAGGCCAACCAGUGCUAAAGCUGAAUAAGGAUUUGCUGAUUCAAAAGGCUAGUGCAACUGGAACUGAGACACGCCCCC
Molecule: messenger RNA, 4382 nt
Organism: Alligator mississippiensis (American alligator)
Lineage: Eukaryota; Metazoa; Chordata; Crocodylia; Alligatoridae
Product: immunoglobulin superfamily member 2
Exons: 10
Coding region: 1-3606 (1201 amino acids)
Source: RefSeq, a predicted model, not a curated record